AUGGCAAAUAAAAUAUUAGAUCCAAUCUUUAAAUUAUACGAUCCGAUUCGUUAUUCAUUUAACAUGAAAAAAGAGGAUUAUAUUAUCAUGGAAGCUGGUUCAAAUCCGAUAGAAACAAUUAAACAUCCUGGGGAAUUCGACACAAUGUUGAAAACAGUUUUAUAUCCCAAAGAUUUCAAUUCAGUCUCAGGUUGGAUACCCGAUGAUGGCGAUGGAAGUGUUUUAAAAGAACCGGUAAGAAAUCUUGCAAAUGAUGCUGAUUUAGCUAGAGUGAGAGUUUUUGCUCGAAACACAAUAGCAAAAGUAGCACGAGCAGCUAAUCAUGGAUUCGAAAAACGAGUACUUCAGUAUAAUAAUGUUGUUGAGAAUAAUAGUUGGGGUAAUUACGUAAAUUGGAAAUUAUAUCCUUUAUUCGGUCUGUUGGAACAUAGAAAAGUUUCCAUAUAA
Messenger RNA from Lottia gigantea (owl limpet), 447 nucleotides. RefSeq lists its product as hypothetical. NCBI's taxonomy places the organism in Eukaryota, Metazoa, Mollusca, Gastropoda, Lottiidae. The coding region runs from base 1 to 447 and encodes 148 amino acids. The record is from RefSeq and is a predicted model, not a curated record. The transcript has a single exon.